Messenger RNA from Entrophospora sp. SA101, 762 nucleotides. The record is from the annotation of a GenBank genome assembly. Lineage: Eukaryota; Fungi; Glomeromycota; Glomeromycetes; Entrophosporales; Entrophosporaceae.
AUGUCUUGCAAGAAAAUUGAAUGUAUAACAGUGAAAUAUUACCGUGCUGGUACACCUUAUUUACCACCAGAAGCAAUCGAAGAAAUCAUUCAAUCUAGAGGGAGUAUUAAAAAUGCAUCUAAAACAAUGGCAGAUAAAUAUAAAACGUCAACUCGCCGAGUGUAUGAAAUUUGGAAAAGACAUGCCAAAGGUUUACCAUUACGCAAACAACAGAUGAUAUAUUCCAAAUCGGAUUUACAGAACAAUAAUUCUUUUGAUAUGCAAAUAAAAAAGGAAUUCAAACCCGUUCAUAUUUCUGAACCAAUUCCCAAUAGUGCCCCAUCGGAAAACAACACUGACAGUGACUCUGACGAAGAAAACUCUCAAGAAGAAAACUCUACUAUUUCUACAUCACAACCAGGAAGAGAAUUAGACGAAUCUGACAUUUUAAAUCAACAAAGAAGAAGGGUCCAACAACCAACUACACAAUUAAAUACAACGCCAGUCAUAGGAUCAAACAACCAAUUUACUAACCAACCUAUUACAAAUAAUCUAGAACAACAAGUAACAACAAUGGAUGCCACUCAAUUCAAUCAAUUAAUAGCAGCAUUAGGACAACUCACUCAACAACUUGGUUAUACCCACUUUGAAGUACGACGAGUUCGCGGAUGCGUCGUACCUGGAAGAACGAUUGGUUUGCAUUUGCGUCGUACUUUUUGUAGGUUAUGGCAUUGUUAUUACGCAGGUUAUGCCGUCCGACAUGCGACUUGGGGUAAUGGCUGA